AUGCCCUUAAAAAAUUUCGGUUCCAAUCCUAUAAUUACAUCGUUUUCACCCUAUACACCACCACCAGAUGAACAAAAAUCUAAUCGAUCUUCGAUAAGAUACUCUCAUAUACCAACUGGUUCAACCAGUGGUGGUGACAGUACUGGUAACGGUGGAGGAAUUGGAGGAAUUGGAACAAGUAGUAAAAGUGCAGGAGCAAAUCCUUUUGCAGGAAUCUAUAGAACAACUGAACAAAUACCAGAAGAUACAAUAAGAGUAAAUAAAUAUGAAACUUCAAUGCCAAUAAGGGUGGAUAUUGAAGCAGCAUUAACAUAUGUCUUGGGUUGUGUUACAGGUGUAUUUUUCCUGAUUUUUGAACAUAAAAAUGAUUAUGUUAGAUUUCAUGCAUGGCAGUCUUCAUUAUUAUUUUCAAUUAUUUUUCUAUUACACUUUAUUCUAAUUUUCAUUAGCACAUUUCUAAGUUGGAUUCUUUUUAUCAUUGAAUUAUUCUUAAUCGGAUAUCUUGGACAUAAAGCGUAUGUGGACGGAGAGAGUUUGGAUAGAUAUGAAGUGCCAAUAAUUGGAAGAAUUGCAAGUAAUUGGGUUGAUACUGAAUAA
Messenger RNA from Entrophospora candida, 597 nucleotides. NCBI's taxonomy places the organism in Eukaryota, Fungi, Glomeromycota, Glomeromycetes, Entrophosporales, Entrophosporaceae. The record is from the annotation of a GenBank genome assembly.